Molecule: messenger RNA, 1344 nt
Organism: Acanthaster planci (crown-of-thorns starfish)
Lineage: Eukaryota; Metazoa; Echinodermata; Asteroidea; Valvatida; Acanthasteridae
Source: RefSeq, a predicted model, not a curated record
UUCCAUAAAAUAAUGGCGUCGGCACAGGAAAGCCAGAGAACGCGGAGGAGACACUGUUCAGAGGUGGGAGAUUUAAUUAAAUUUCGACCAGAGGAAAACCCUAAAUGGCGUAAAGAGGAAGAUAAUGUUCCACCACUGGAUGACAUGGUAAGGGAGAUUGUAGGAUUCCAAGCGAAGUGGAAUCUUAUGAAGGAAAAAUGCAACGCUGAUGUUGGGUCUGUGCAGAGACAAUUCCUAGACAAAUUUAUUUUUCACUGCAACAAGGAAGAGGACCACGGUUGUGAUACUUUGGAGGACACUCAAGAGUGUCUGGCCUCGAAAAAGGACUAUUCCGACUUGUCAGAUAAAGAAAAAGAAACAGUGGACUUGAAAAAUGCCUACGAAUACUUGCUAGAUGUAAAGGAAAAAGAAAAGGACACAAAAUCUCAUGGCAUGAUUGAGGAAUCCAUGCUGAGAGGUGCACACAAAAUAAUCCUCAAAAGUGCACCCAAGAAUCCACAUCUCACUGAACUGGGGCAAUACAGUGAUAAACAGCGGUAUACAACUUAUAAAGGAGAGAUACAUGAAUACCAAAUGCCAGACGACAUGCACAGAGUCGUUAAUAAUAUUUUAGACAGGUUUAACUCUCUGUUUGAAGAAUCACAGAGUAGACUUGCAAAGUCCAAUUCCCAAGGAAGCCAGACAGAUGAAGCAGAUGCCAUCUCCCAAGGAAGCCAGACAGAUGAAGCAGAGGAUUCUCAGCAGCUUUUUGACAACACGUUUAAGCUGCUGAAAACUUGCAGUUGGCUGGUGUUCGAGAUGCUUGACCUGCAUCCGUUUGGAGAUGGCAAUGGGAGACUUUGCCGUUUGCUCUGCAGCUACGUGCUGUCCACCUGCACUCCUUUCCCCACGCCCAUCUACAACAUCUGGAGCACAUCCUCCAAAGAUGACUACAAGGAUGCCCUCGUGGAGGCAAGGAAGACGGAAGGUCGUCAUCCUCGGGCACUGGCCACCAUGAUCAUCGAAUGCAGCUGGUACGGUUGGAAAGAGUUCCUCAAACAUUUUCCAGAGGUGGACACUGAUGAGAAGCCUGGAAAUGAUGCAUCUUGCCCAGACAUACCAGAGCAGGAGAGGCACAGCCUUGAAGUUGAAGAUAGUUCACUGGCCUCCGUCAUGUCCAUGUAGGCCUAAGCCCCUAGCCUACAUGUACAUGGAUACAUGUCAAAAGGUUAGACCGUGAGAGAGACAAAAGCCUGCCUGAAAUGAAUUGAGCAUGUUAUGCACAACCUACAACAUACAUGUACAUGUUACGCCCCAACUAUAACAUCAGUCCCAACUGUAGUUGAGACCGUCCGAAGUUGGGCC